ACCGCCUCCUCGGGCCGGGCGGACUCGAUGCCGUGCUCUCCGACCCUGUCCCGCCCCGUCCCGGCCGUCUUGCCCCGUUCAUCUCUGUCUCGUCCCCUCCCGGAUGGCCGCGAUCUCUCGGGCACCCGCGGGCCGAGGGCAGGGCCACAGCCACAGCGCCCGCGGUGACCUCACCGUGGUGGACGUAGAGCUGGAGAACGCUGGAAGAACUCCGUCCCACCACGGCAGAUUCCUGAAAGUAUGCGAUGGAAACGCUUCUGGGAUCCAGCGGUGCCAGAUGCCAGGAAGCCCCGUGUGGGCAGGGAGCAGCCGUGUAGCCCAGAGCACUCUGGGCAGCGCCUCCCACACGCGGUUAAGCUCAGUCCUGAAUAAAGUGGCGCAACUAGAAAGCAAAAUUAUGGGCCGAAAAAAGUACCUGGAAUUGCAGACCACCGACUCGGGCCCGAAGCCUUUGGCUGAGGAGUGCACCUCAUCUGCCUCUGAGCAUGAAGGCGGUGCCAGGGGCAAGAAGUACCGGAAGAAUUACGGUACCAGCAGCGGGAAUGGGACCCGCAGGGAUGCCUGUUCUGAGGACGAGGAAAGCAUUCAAAGCCCUAAAAGGAAUGUUAUGGUUAAACAACAGCUUAAUCUGGAUAGCGAUGAAGAGGAAAUGAGAGAAUUGAUGAAGAGCUCUUUGGGGUUUUCUACUGGAAAUGGGAAUCAGGAAGUUCUGGAAAGUGAUGCUCAGUGUGGUAGAAAGAGCAAGACUCCAGUUCCAUCAGGAAGGGCUCCUCCACCUUGCAAGGAGGUUUCACCAGCAGAGUUAUCUCAAGCAUCUUCUAUUCACAACAAAGACUCAGAGAAAAGUGUGUUUGGUAGAGUUAAUUCACCAGCACCUUUGCCCGCCAGCAGAAACCUGUCAGGACAUACCAUGAGAUCUCGAUUGCUUUCGCCUUCCAUAAAAGACAACACCGUAAAGAUUGCUCUGCCUAAAGCAGGCUACACCAAGCAAAUCCAAGAAUCCCUUGAAAGUGACAGAAGCGACAUAAAGUCGUUGGAUGAAUUAUUUUCUAAAGGAGCUGAUGCAGAAGAUUCAACCAGCAGCAGCUUGAAACAUGUCAGACUGAAUAUCCUGAGCCUUGAUGAUUUGGCACCAGAUCCUUCCAGUAAGGCAGCAGAAUUAAAGCACAAAGGAAAGGACAUUUGGUUUACUCAAGAAUCAAACAAAUAUGUGAAAAAAGAUGCAUUGCUGGUGGAAGAGGACCAGCCCGCUCUUAAAAUGACCAGUGCAGUGACUGUUGUGAGUGAUUCUUCACUCACAGAGAAGGAAGAGGAAGUUGAAAAAUGCAUCUCUGAAGCUGAAAUCUGUGAACAUUUAAGUGGAGUUUCCUCACAUUUUCCUCCACGCAAACAGGAUUAUCUUAAUCAGAAUGAGAGAACUCUUAAUUCAGAAUAUUCUGAAGACUUUGAAAGGUCUCUGUCUACAACAGACCGGGAAUCUGUAGAGGGGCAUUCUGAGAGCUGCUCAUGUUCUGGAGUAUGCCCGUCUUCAGCGUCAUCCUCGUGGGCUACCCAAGAGCAGCACAACCGGAGGCACCAAGUGACCGUCACAGAAACCGCGGUUCAGACAAUAGAGCCUCCAUUCACCUACUGCUGGGCGAAGGCAAACCCCUCUGCAGUGCUCACCCCAUCUGUUGGAACCAGCUACAUCGAUCCAGUACCAAUUGCCAGUCACGUGAUCAGCAUGGAUUCAGUAGAAGCCCUGACCGCGUACAGCCCCUCAGUUCUCGUUUUACAUGCCCUGUGCAAGCAGCACGUGAUGCUGACCCAGCAGUUUGUUGAGAAUGUUCACCACCUUCACACAUCCCUCGUGGAGUCAUUAGAGCAUGAGAAGUUCCACUACCAUACCCUGGAAGAGGCUAAAGAGUACAUCAAGAAUCACAAAUCCCCACCUCUAACAAUUGAGCAAGCGCUUGAAGAAAUUCAGAGAGCCCAGGAGAAGUAACUGCUUGGGCAGUUAUUCAACUUCAAGUGACAUUUAUAUUUACAGCUCUAAGGCUGAAAUAAGAAACUUUUCCAAGUUGUACAGGCAAAAGGUUAUAAACUGUAUUGAAAUUAUAUGUACAAACUGCUAUUGAGUAAAAAUGAGUUAGUACAAGUUGCUAAUUGUUAUAUAUCAUUUACUUUUCUAUACCUGAAAGUUUUACUCACGUGCACAAUACAGGGAUACGCAGCGAGACUACGUCCGCAAAAGAGACAUUGAGAUAACACGUGUGUCUAAUGGGACCGUGAUAAGUCAUCACGAUGCACACGCUUAUCCCGUGAAUUGUCAGAUCCGUGACCGCAUCUAUGAUCGUGGUAGAAAUGAAAGUCUGUACUACAGCCCCUGAGAAAUAUGACCACAGUAGAAAAUAACCAUAUCCUGCCAUUAUCCAAACAGUGUUUCUAUAUAAUCAGCCUUGUCAGAUUACAA
This is a messenger RNA of Pseudopodoces humilis (Tibetan ground-tit), 2452 nucleotides long. It is a transcript of the gene C28H19orf44, whose product is annotated as chromosome 28 C19orf44 homolog. NCBI's taxonomy places the organism in Eukaryota, Metazoa, Chordata, Aves, Passeriformes, Paridae. The record is from RefSeq and is a predicted model, not a curated record.